AUGGCAAAACCAGGUUUUUUGUCGUUCCUUGCCAUUUCUUUGAUUCUCAUGCUUAGCAUGAUCCUAUCCUCUGGGGCUGCAGAGGAAGAUAGAAAGGUUUACAUUGCAUACUUGGGAUCACUACCCGAAGGAGAAUACUUUCCAUCAUCUCACCAUUCCAGUAUGCUCCAAGCAGUUUUUAAACAGAGCUCCGUGGCAAAUUACUUAAUCAGAAGUUACAGUAGGAGCUUCAACGGAUUUGCCGCCAAGCUCACUAACGAAGAGGCAAACAAACUUGCAAGCAUGAAAGGAGUGGUCUCUGUUUUUCCAAGUAAAGUUUAUCACCUUCAAACAACAAGAUCAUGGGAUUUCAUGGGAUUCAAUAAGACUGCUAAACGUAAUCGGACUGUUGAGAGCGAUGUCAUUAUUGGCGUUAUUGAUACGGGAAUCUGGCCCGAGUCGGAAAGCUUCAGCGAUGAAGGCUUUAGUCCUCCUCCCAAAAAGUGGAAGGGUUCUUGCAAGGGUGGCCAAAAUUUUACUUGUAACAAUAAGCUGAUUGGGGCUCGACUUUACAACUUAGAUUUAGCUGUAGGAGAUUCUGUCAGGGAUACAGAGGGUCAUGGAACUCAUACCGCGUCUACUGCAGCGGGGAACAAUGUAGAGAAUGCAAGUUUCUUUGGAUUGGCUAAAGGCACUGCGAGGGGAGGGGUUCCUUCUGCAAGGAUUGCUGCAUAUAAAGUAUGCAGUGCAGCAGGAUGUGGUGAAGCGGAUAUCUUGGCCGCUUUCGAUGAUGCUAUUGCUGAUGGAGUUGACCUUAUAACAAUUUCAAUAGGAACACCAUUUUCAUUAGAAUUUUACCAGGACUCUGUAGCCAUUGGUGCUUUUCAUGCAGCUGAGAAAGGAAUACUUACCAUGCAAUCAGCAGGCAAUGCCGGUACAUCAGGACUAGGGUCAGUGUCAAGUGUAGCACCAUGGAUACUUUCUGUUGCAGCAAGCAGCACGGAUCGCCUAUUUGUUGACAAGGUUGUUCUGGGGAAUGGCACGACUUUAAAUGGAUUUUCAAUUCAUCCUUUCAGCCUUAAUGGAACCAAGUUUCCAUUAGUUUAUGAUACCGAUGCUGGGCUCUGCCCGGUUGGGUUCCUGAACAGUAGUUUUGUAAAGAAUAAGCUUGUCCUGUGCGAUGAUUUUGAGGGAAUUAUAGGAGCUCAGGGUGCUGGUGCUUUAGGAUCAAUUGUGGCAACUACAUUUGAUAAUGUUUCAUAUGUUGUCCCAUUUCCUGCUUCGGCUUUAAGAAUUGACGACUAUUUUUCAGUCAAGUCCUACCUGAAUUCCACCAAGCAACCUAAAGCGGAAAUAUUAAAAAGUGAAACCAUUAAAGAUUCUGCUGCUCCAAUGGUUGCUCCCUUCUCUUCACGGGGCCCUAAUUUCAUUGUACCAGAUAUUCUAAAGCCGGAUAUAAGUGCCCCUGGAGUGGAUAUCUUGGCUGCAUAUUCACAAGUUGCUUCACCUUCAGAUACACCAACAGACAAGAGGCGAGUUAAAUACAGUUUUAUAUCUGGAACCUCCAUGGCUUGUCCUCAUGCUGCCGGUGUAGCUGCUUAUGUUAAAACAUUUCACCCCGAUUGGUCUCCUUCAGCCAUCAAAUCUGCUAUCAUGACUACCGCUUGGCCAAUGGAUCGGUCCAAUAAUCCAGAUCGUGAAUUUGGUUAUGGAUCUGGACAUCUCAACCCUGUAGAAGCUAUCAAUCCUGGUCUUGUAUAUGAAGCUGUUAAAGGGGACUACAUAAGACUUUUGUGCAGCAUUGGAUAUGAUGAAGGCAAAGUUAGACAAAUAACAGGGGAUAACAGCUCUUGCCCUGACACUUCCAAAAAAAUGCUGCCAAGGGAUUUGAAUUAUCCUUCACUCACAGCUAAAGUUCCAGUAGGCAAGUCUUUCACAGUCGUUUUUCAUAGAAGAGUUACAAAUGUUGGUGUAGCAAGAUCUACUUACAAGGUAAAAGUCUCUUCCAACUCGAAACUUAAGGUCAAAGUGAUUCCUGAAGUUCUGUCCUUCAAGUCCUUAAAGGAGAAGAAGUCAUAUAAUGUCACUGUUACCGGAGAAGCUUUGGGUGGAACAACCAUGUUGUCUACAUCAUUGGUAUGGUCAGAUGGAACUCACAGUGUAAGAAGUCCAAUUGUUGUAUACACAUUUGUAGAUGCCCAAAGGAGUGUCAGCAUCCCAUGAUUAUUUAUCCUGUAAACUUGUUGUACAACCUGCAAGCAUGUCAUGGCUCCCAGUUUAUGUUACAAUCAAAUUUCAUGCAAUGCAUUAAUAAUAGUCACAUUUUCGAGUC
This is a messenger RNA of Theobroma cacao (cacao), 2311 nucleotides long. RefSeq names its product subtilisin-like protease SBT4.3. Gene Ontology annotation, biological process: proteolysis. NCBI's taxonomy places the organism in Eukaryota, Viridiplantae, Streptophyta, Magnoliopsida, Malvales, Malvaceae. The record is from RefSeq and is a predicted model, not a curated record. Gene Ontology annotation, molecular function: serine-type endopeptidase activity.